CCUAAAAGAAAAAGAAAAUAAAAAAGAGGUCAGAGUAUGUCAGGCAUUUACGAUCCAAAACUAAUUCCCAAAUAACAAAAGUGGGUGUGAGAAACACGGAACAAAAAUGGCUAAUCAGUCGUCACCGUCACCGUCGCCGUCACCCCCACGGCGGAGAACUCCUCCACCAACUCCUCAGUACGUGGAGGUUAAUUGCGCAAGUUCUGGAAUGAAACGGCGGUUCGCGAUGGGGACCGACGCGGGGUUUGCGGUGGCACUUAUCAAUCGGAAGUUGAAGGGAAAGGUGGUGCCUGCGUCGCACGUAGAAGCAGUGAAGGAUGGAGAAGAACCCAUCGCAUUUGGCCCCACAUCAUUUCUUUCUGACUUUGGUGAUGGUUGGAAACUCCAAACUGUAACCCUCACUGAUCUUUCUUCAGAAGUGAGGAAUGGACAAUUUCAACAGAUGAGAAUGCAGGCACCGGGGCUAGUUGCAGGUGUCCCGGGUACUGCAAGGAGCGUAUCCAAUCCAAUCACCUUUGUAUAUAUUGUUAAAAUCAUGUUUGCUUUUAUUUUGAUAUUUGUUCUUGGUGCAAUUUUUACUUUGUUUCUCGAUAACCUUCCUGCAUUCAUACUUUUUCUCAAGUCAAUCUAGUGCACUUUUAUGCUUAUGUAUGUAUGCAUUAAAUAAAGGGCUGCUCAAUCAAUCAGCCUUUUUGUUAAGUACUUGAAUUCAAACUAUUUAAUAUUUCAUAUUAGCUGAGCUAAUGAUUUUUAAAUGCUGAGUAUUUAAAUAUUAAUCAGCCUCAAGUUCUUUAAUCCAUGCAUGUAUCUUCCCACAGAUUGACAUAUUUGCUAUAAGCAACACUAAAACAAGCCCUCUAACUUGGCAUCAUCAUUCCAAAGGUAGAAGUGAAACUACUUCCUGAUAGGCUCUGUAAACCGGGUACCUUAAAUCUCAAAAAAUAUUUGAAUAAACUUAUAUUUGAAGGUAGGAAACAUAAUGGCAAAAACUAGUGUGCAGGAACCAUAGUGUUGCAUUGUCCUCUAACUUUAAUUCUUCUUGCACAGUGUGUUUCCUACCUCUCACAUCAUGGAACCAGUGUGUAGGAAGAAUUUGCCCAAUGGAUGUUAGAAGGAGGCACUUCCAUGAUUUGAGAGGUGUCCAUUAAGCUCUUCUGGUGCAUUCUUUUCUGUUUUACUUCAAGAUUUAAAUUUAAAUUAUGGUGAGAAAAGAUGGCAGCAACCAACCUCCAAGUCUACUUUACACAUUCAGUUGCUGGCCUAUCUUCCUCAAACCAAAUUGAGCACCGAUACUCCAGAAUGCAUACAUUUUUUUCCCUAA
This is a messenger RNA of Vigna umbellata (rice bean), 1321 nucleotides long. Its product is annotated as maltase-glucoamylase, intestinal protein. The record is from RefSeq and is a predicted model, not a curated record. NCBI's taxonomy places the organism in Eukaryota, Viridiplantae, Streptophyta, Magnoliopsida, Fabales, Fabaceae.